Molecule: messenger RNA, 480 nt
Organism: Branchiostoma floridae (Florida lancelet)
Lineage: Eukaryota; Metazoa; Chordata; Leptocardii; Amphioxiformes; Branchiostomatidae
Exons: 4
Coding region: 121-480 (119 amino acids)
Source: RefSeq, a predicted model, not a curated record
GACUGAUAUAAAGUCAAGACUUUAACAUUGAUUGAUAAAAUGCUAGAAGUAUGUAGAAACUAAUGUGCGUUUUCAACUUCCAGAAAGAUUGAUGUCCCUUUGGGGGUCCAGAAAGCUGUGAUGGAGAAUCUACGAGAAGUCCUGUUCAACAACAGCACAGUCUUUCCAGACCUGCCAUGCCGCUUCAAACCGGGAAAGAUCUACUUGGACAGACUGGAUGGGAAGAAAAAGGUGGUUGUGAGCUCUGCUGCCCAUGCCAACUUACAACGUGACGGGGUCUUGGUAGCACCAGUCAAUGAGUUGGGGACUGCUGACAUCAACCACAUGACCUCAGCAAAGAAGGAGGACCUCAUCCCCACCAGUGAUGAUCAGUACUGUGACAUCGCCACACUGUUGGAUGAUCUGGACAGGAGAUUCUUCUCCACACUGGGUCCAGAUCCUCACCAGGUGUUCAGUGUUUUGACUGAAUAUGCAAUGUAA